GUCAAGCGAAAGUCGUAUACUAAAACGGGAGGUUCAAAAGGAGCCUGAAAAUGGUCCGAUGCGAAACUUACAAGCUCGAGAGGCGCCCGACAAAAUCCAGACGGAACCGGAGAUCGACAAUUUGGAACCCACGAAAGGGGCUCUUCUGGAACCGUGGGCGCGGCGACUACAGCCCGAGAUUUCAAGUUGGACCCCGCAUGAUCAGUCAGCAACCGAUUCGGCGAUCAAAUUGACAGAGCGAAUUGAUGUUCCUUUGAAGAUUGAACCCUACGACUUUCUGAAGAAACGUGAAACUCCCGAUCCUACGCGACCCAACGAAGUCACAAUCAAGGGACAAGAAGUUCGACUGGAGCCCGAACAAAACCAAGCGAAAUCAGCCGUCCUCGGUUCGAAUCCCGGAGCGGUGCAUGAUCUGCAGCCUCGCGGACUGAAGCGUCAUCAGUACGACCCGAUACCCGUGACCUUCCACGUACCCAAUCCGAUGCCCCUGCUAGACGAGUACGGCCCGGGGGUCAAACAAUUUGUCAGUGACGUCAACAGUGGGAUGGAGAAUGUUCUAAGAUACAGGCCUGUCGUGAAUAGGCGCCCUCACGCAGGAAAUCUCGCCUACUUGGGUUAUUUAUCCAAGCAAUAUAUUAAGAAACGCGUACUUCGCAGGAAAGCAUCGAACAAUUACGACCCUAGGAAAUACGGGGUUGCAUCGCCGUUUGACACCCUCGCUGAGAAUGGUCAGUCUGGUCGUCACGAUAAGUACCAGGCUCCUCCGCCACCAGCAACCUCUCGUCAUGCUAGAGACACUCGAUCGCGAAGUGAUUAUUCCUCCUCUUCUUCUUCCCGUGGCUAGGUUAUAAUCAAAAGCCCGUAUCAGACGUUCAAAGUAGAGGCUUCAAAGAGACUCACCGAUUCAUACACGAUACUCACCGAACUGAAUUUAUAAUUUUCUGAAGUGAGCGUCAGAUUUAACAAGGGUUUUUAUAAAGAAACGUGUAUCUUGAGUAUCAGUUUUAAUUCUGUUUUGUGACUCAUUGUCCGUGUAAAAUUUUAUUCAAUUUUAUUUCACAGUACCUAAAAAAGGUAGUUAUCAUUUUUAUAAAAGUCUAAUUAUACUUUCGCUAGUAAAUAUAUUUCUUUUCAUGUA
This is a messenger RNA of Bemisia tabaci, 1138 nucleotides long. Lineage: Eukaryota; Metazoa; Arthropoda; Insecta; Hemiptera; Aleyrodidae. The record is from RefSeq and is a predicted model, not a curated record.